This is a messenger RNA of Chroicocephalus ridibundus (black-headed gull), 3398 nucleotides long. RefSeq names its product killer cell lectin-like receptor subfamily B member 1B allele A. The transcript has 6 exons. Gene Ontology annotation, biological process: regulation of natural killer cell mediated cytotoxicity. Gene Ontology annotation, molecular function: signaling receptor activity. The record is from RefSeq and is a predicted model, not a curated record. Gene Ontology annotation, cellular component: plasma membrane; cell surface. Lineage: Eukaryota; Metazoa; Chordata; Aves; Charadriiformes; Laridae. The coding region runs from base 1146 to 1784 and encodes 212 amino acids.
UAGUACUUUUUCCUCUCUCCUUAAUACUGGAUUUCUGUCUAACACAGAGGCCUGUUUCAUGGAAGCUGAAGAUGCCUGUGCCUUGUCUGUAGAGCUUGGGCACAGGAUGAGUGAGGAAGCUGGAUUUGGUGUCCGUGGCUGAGAUGAAGCUAUGGUCCAACUGCCUGACCAUUUCAGGGCUGCCCAGAUGUUAAAGCAUUUUGUUAAGGGCAUUGUCCAAAUGUCCCUUAAACAGUGUCAGUCAUAGGGCAUCAACCACCUCUCUAGGAAGCCUGUGCCAUUGUUUGACCACCCUCUCAGUAAAGAAAUGCUUCCUAAUUUCAGGUCUUAACGUCCCCUGGCACAGCUUUGAACCAUUCCCAUGCUUUCUAUCACUGGAUAACUGGGAGAUCAGCACCUCCACCUCCACUUCCCGUCCCCAGGAAGAUGCAGUGAGCAAUGAGGCCCCAAAACAGAUGGGACCAAUCCCACUUUAUGAAUCCCCAUUGGCCAUUAGAAGUUACCUACUGAGGGGAAGAGCAUGUUUCUGAGCUGCACAAAACCCACAUUCCUCAGGACUCAACACGCCAGCUCAGUUCGGCUUUAGAAGAGCUACAGGCACAUAACAGAGCCCCAAAGAGCGGCAGGGUCGUGUUUCAGCAGCAUUCCGUACCUUUCUCUAUGGAUCGGGGCAAACGUGUCCUGCUUUCAGAUGUCUGCUUUUGAGAGCGCUGCCUCUGGACUCCGCAGGGCUCUUCCCACGAUGUGCCAUGGGUCCACCCUGAGAGCUUCACUCUGCUUCCUGGUGCUGACUUCUGAAGCUCUCUAUGUUUCUUCCCCUUACAUUUCAUGUAACAAAACUUGUCCUUUCCAAAUACAAAGGGAGGAAGGGCGGGGCUGGGUGUCAAGAUUUGAAACUCAAAAUACUACUAAUGCCAGAACCACUUCCCGAUGAAGGUGACCACAUCAAGGCCACCACCUUACAUUUAACAUGCUACUAUCAAAAGAUCAAUUAGUAGUCUUCUUUUGUCAUUAUGGGUUUCUGAAUGAAAGAAAGAGCAAAGAACUUCCUCCUGAAGGUUAGAGAGGGGCGGGAGCUAUGAGUUGUUGGUCCAGAGUACCAUUUUAAAAACAGCAGUGAGCGGAAACAAGAAGGGGGAGCAAGAAUGUCAGAAAAUCGCAUUUAUGCUGACUUGAACAUGACCGAACCAACCAGGCCCAGGCUGCAGAAGGUCACUGAUGUCCAAGGUAAAAGCUGUUCCCCCAGAACACGUGUUGCUGUAUUUGUUGCUGUGAUAAUUCUCCUACUCGUCUUAGCAGUGUGUCGGAUACUCAUGUGCUGUCCAACUGCAAGCAGCCCAGCUGACUCAAAAGCGUUCUCCAACAACUCUAAAGCAGCACUAGGCUGCCCCCGAAACUGGGAAAAACAUGGGGAAAAAUGCUACUUCUUCUCUCAAAUUCAGGAAAUAAAAGACUGGAAUGCCUCCCGUAAAGAAUGUACUGACAUGAAUUCAGACCUGGUGGUCAUUGACACCAAGGAUGAACUGGUUUAUCUUAUGUUUCAAUCAGAAAAUUAUUACUACUUUCUUGGUCUCACAUACUCUGAGAGCGAGAAGAAGUGGAAGUGGAUUAACAACAUGGAACAUAGCACAGACAUGUUUAAUAUAGAAGGAGACUUUACUGACUAUUUCUGUACUGUCAUUGGACAUGAAAAAGUAGAAACUGCAUCUUGUGAUGGAUCCUCAACAACACAAAAUAUGUGUGAGAAAGCUGCAAAUCUUUUAGAAGAGCAGAAGGAGAACUGAACCCAAUAGUUCCAGGCAGGCAGGUCAUCCCCAGCUUCCUGCAGGAACUGCAGAUGGGAUUUCUCUCCUUUAUCUUUAGCCGUCUAAAAAUCUAGUCAAAGGGUCUCACAGGCUCCCUCUAGACACCUUGCCAAGCUUAGCAUGUUCUUUCCCCAGGUGGGUGUCGGAGACUGCAUGAAUCCCCCUCUAGAGGAGCCUGCAUUUCCACACAUUAGGAGUCUGCGUGACUUGCUCAUCCUACUGAAAAUGGCAUCAUUCAUGGCUCUGUUCUUCCUCUGCUGGAUGGAGAAAGCUCUGUGAACUCCUUGAUGAAGUGACAGAGGUGUCAUGCUUUCUCUUUGGGGAAAAAAAAAAGUUUUGCUUAAUCAUAGAAUUUCUCUCAGAAUGUUGUGGCUAUGGGUAGUGAUAAUGGAAUCAUUCGAUGUCCCUCAGGCGAGCAAUGCUUCUCACUGCCCUCAUUCAUCAAGGCUCUUUUGAAACAUACUUGUAGUUCCCCACUGACCUGUAAUCACCAAAGAACAAAGUAAGAAAUUCCCCCAAAUCAAAAUUGGAACCCAAAUGGGAGGGACCAUACACUGUUUUAUUGUGUUCUUCUUUUGCUGCUGAAGUGUUAGGGAAAGAAAAUUGGAUACGCCAUUCCCAUGGCAAGCAAGCGGUGGAUAGCCCAAGCAGCCGACAGACGGCAGCUUCCUGAAAAUCAACAGGGAGGAAGUGGAUUGUUUUUCUACUCUCGGUACUGUUGACAUUGAUGGCUGCUACAGCACGGCUAAGUAUGACAUUACAGAGAAUGGAUGAUCCAGAGUGGUGGAACAGCAGUAAAAGAGAACAAGAAAAAAUCUACAUAAAAUAGAGGGACCUGGCUUCCUGACAGUAAUCUUAUUAAGUCUGUCCCUGUUGUAGUUGUGGCUGAUAAUCAUCUUAUAUGUAAAACUGGGGAGAAUGAUCGGGCAACUGGAAAGGCUUCACGAACUUUGUUUAGCAUGUUAGCAGGGAUGCUUGAAGAAAACAAAGGGAGGAGCUGUUGAGGGAUAUGAGCUGUUUAGCAUAAAUAAGUAAGUUUUACUUAGGAUAAAUUACUUAGGGUUGUGUGGUGUUAACAUGGUGUGAUUUAAGCAGUUUGCUUAGCUUUACUUAACAGGAGUGGCUAAAUUUGGUGAAGGCUUUAGGCUGUGAUAGAGUUAUUUGUCUUAGUAGUUUUCCCACCAGCUGGUAGAGUGCCGUGUUUAGUCUUUUAGUAUGAGAAGCGUUUUGAUACCACACUGAUGUUUUGGUAGUGUUUUUCCCACGUUUGGGACUCUUCAGUUCUCCAUGUUCUGCCAGCGAGUGCAGAUGCCCAAGGAAUGUGAACCAGAAGGUACAGAGGCUCCAAGCCUUGGCUGAAACUGCAAAUCAACAAGAUAAGAGUCUGCCUGCCUGGACACAGAAAAGGACUCCAAUUAGAUGUUAGAAGACCCCAGACCAAGAGGCACCAUUGGACUAAAAGAUGCGUGGACAGCGUGUGAAGGGCGUGUGAGGCGAGGGUGUAUAGAUCACAAGGGUAUCAUUGCCUGGGAUUUCUUUGCUCGGGGUCCCUCUCUUUGGAGGCACCCAGCCCACGCUGUCCUUGCUGCUGUA